AUGGAUUCGUUCCGAUUUUAUUUGCUAUAUUUUCAAAUAUGCUGUCUGUUGGCCGAUGUUCAAAUGACUUUCCUAAUGCAGCCAAUUCCUUUAUUUCCUAUUUGUGCUGGAUUUUCAACGGGAAUACUCGCCGAAAAUUUUGCAUUGAGAAGUUUAAUAUUCCAAGCUAGUGUCACUCCAAUUCUCAUUGUUCCAUGCUUAUUUGUUAUGCUAUUUCUGGUAACGGAGUAUCGUGGAGCACAAGAAUGGUCAAGAAUCAUGCUAAUUAUCAUUGUAACCCAUUCUAGUAUCAACGCUGUCGUUAUGAUUUCAAGCUUUCCGGAAUACCGAAAAUUCUUCUUGAGCUGCAAAGUAGUUGGCGGCGUCGUAGGCGCCGAAUACCAACAAGUCAGUUGGGUAUGCUCUCCGGUUUCGGGGCCGGUUUCUUCGGCCGCCGGAUUAGGAGUCGGAUCAUAA
This is a messenger RNA of Caenorhabditis bovis, 456 nucleotides long. Lineage: Eukaryota; Metazoa; Nematoda; Chromadorea; Rhabditida; Rhabditidae. The record is from the annotation of a GenBank genome assembly.